UCAAAAUAAACUUCCAGCUAUCGGGAGAGAAAAGAAAGGAUACGCGGCUCCCGAAAACUUUUCCUAGGACCAGUUAGGAGUUAAGCGCCAACAUUUUGUAUGUAUUUACAUGUUUAAUAAUUUAUCAGAUUACGCAUUGAUGGCACUACUUACGAAUGGAACCUGACAGGAACGCAUGCUGAUAUCGGUUCCACUGUCUGUGUCAACCGCCUUUGUUAGAUAGACGAGCUUUUAACUGUCUUCAUCACUUUAGUUGCAUUGCUGGAAUACAAAUGUUGGUUUUAUAAAGAUGAGAUGGUUCUUAUUUAGCUAUAUAGCUAUUCAGUUAGUUGUUUAUUCAGCCAAACCAACUUGUCAGUUAUAAUUUUACUUUUUCGUGUUUUAGUUUACUUAAGAGGCAUGCUUCUCGAAAUGUAUUGAAGGAACCUCCAACUCCAAACUAGACCCUCGCAUAUUCCCAAAACGUCUUAUGCAAAGUGAUCUACGAGAUUACAUUGGUGGUUCACAUAAUUAGAAACGAUGGCUGGCGUGGUGCGCACCCUUAGCCGGUGUUUGCUCCCAGCCGAAGCCAGCCGUGAGAGAAGUAACAGCAAAGAGAGAACUCGGGACACUAGAGAUCCAAAUCAAGAACGAGAGGCAAAGAGACGCAGUCGAGAAAUUGAUGCUAUGCUCGCCCGUGAGAGACGGUCAAUCCGCCGGCUGGUGAAGAUUCUGCUCCUUGGAGCCGGGGAAAGUGGGAAAUCCACGUUCUUGAAGCAGAUGAGGAUUAUCCAUGGGAAGGAGUUCGACCAGAAAGCACUGCUGGAGUUCAGGGAUACUAUCUUUGAAAACAUCAUUAAGGGGAUGAGGGUGCUGGUGGACGCCCGUGACAAGCUGGGUGUGACCUGGCAGAACUCGGAGAAUGAGAAGCACGGCAUGUUCGUCAUGGCUUUUGAGAACAAGGCCGGGCUGCCCGUGGAGCCCUGCACCUUCCAGCUGUACGUGCCCGCUCUGCAGGCCUUGUGGGGGGACACGGGGAUACAGGAGGCCUACGGCCGCCGCAGCGAGUUCCAACUGAGUGAAUCAGUUAAGUACUUCCUGGACAACUUAGAUCGCAUUGGGGAACUGAGCUACGUCCCAAGCAGGCAGGAUAUCCUCCUGGCCAGGAAAGCGACUAAAGGUAUUGUGGAACACGACUUUGUCAUCAAGAAGAUCCCCUUCAAGAUGGUGGACGUCGGGGGCCAGCGCUCGCAGCGGCAGAAGUGGUUCCAGUGCUUCGACGGCAUCACCUCCAUCCUCUUCAUGGUCUCGUCCAGCGAAUAUGACCAGGUCCUGAUGGAGGACCGGCGCACCAACCGCCUGGUGGAGUCCAUGAAUAUCUUCGAGACCAUCGUAAACAACAAGCUCUUCUCCAACGUCUCCAUUAUCCUCUUCCUCAACAAGAUGGACCUGCUGGUGGAGAAGGUGGGCCAGGUGAGCAUCCGGAAGCACUUCCCGGACUUCCGAGGCGACCCACAUCGCGUGGAGGACGUGCAGGCCUACCUGGUGCAGUGCUUCAACCGCAAGCGGCGCAACCGCAGCAAGCCACUGUUCCAUCACUUCACCACCGCCAUCGACACGGAGAACAUCCGUUUCGUGUUCCAUGCCGUCAAGGACACCAUCCUACAGGAGAAUCUCAAGGACAUCAUGCUGCAGUGAGAGCAAGCUUCCUUUAGCUGUUGGGCUCCGGCAGAUGGGCCUGUCUGACUGCACUGUAUGUCCUCAA
Molecule: messenger RNA, 1744 nt
Organism: Alosa alosa (allis shad)
Lineage: Eukaryota; Metazoa; Chordata; Actinopteri; Clupeiformes; Clupeidae
Gene: gna12a
Product: guanine nucleotide binding protein (G protein) alpha 12a
Exons: 4
Coding region: 520-1677 (385 amino acids)
Biological process (GO): adenylate cyclase-modulating G protein-coupled receptor signaling pathway; Rho protein signal transduction
Cellular component (GO): heterotrimeric G-protein complex; brush border membrane
Molecular function (GO): guanyl nucleotide binding; D5 dopamine receptor binding; G-protein beta/gamma-subunit complex binding
Source: RefSeq, a predicted model, not a curated record